Molecule: messenger RNA, 1187 nt
Organism: Micromonas commoda
Lineage: Eukaryota; Viridiplantae; Chlorophyta; Mamiellophyceae; Mamiellales; Mamiellaceae
Exons: 2
Coding region: 45-1097 (350 amino acids)
Biological process (GO): protein targeting to chloroplast
Cellular component (GO): chloroplast outer membrane
Molecular function (GO): protein binding; chloroplast targeting sequence receptor activity
Source: RefSeq, a predicted model, not a curated record
CGUCUGUCGACUCGGACCCAAACACCAACUCUCAGCCGAUUAACAUGGCUGGCGCGGGCGAUCUUCCUCCCGGUUUCGGCGGCCUCGGCGGCGCGCCCCCCGGCGGCAUGCCCGGCAUGCCCCCUGGCGCACCCUUCGACAUGAGCAAGAUCAAGGAGAUGCUGGAGGAUCCCUCCAUCAAGGAGAUGGCCAAGCAGAUAUCCGAGGACCCCUCCUUCAAGGCGAUGGCCGAGAACAUGCAGCAGGCGAUGGCCGCCGGCGGUGCCAUCGGCGCCGGCCCGGGCGGCGCCGGCGGCAUGACCAUGCCGGGCAUGCCCCCCGGCAUGCCCCCCAUCGACCCCAAGGCUGCCAUGGAGGCCAUGCAGGGCGUCAUGAAGAACCCCGCGUUCAUGCAGAUGGCGGAGAAGCUCGGCACGCAGAUGAUGCAGGACCCCCAGAUGGCGUCCAUGAUGGCGAGCAUGCAGGACCCGGCGACGACGGAGAAGAUGAAGGCUAAGAUGGAGGCGCUGAAGGAGGAUCCCGAGAUGGCCGAGAUCAUGAAGGAGAUUGAAACCGGCGGGCCGUCGGCGAUGAUGAAGUACUGGAACGAUCCCAAGGUUCUCCAGAAGAUCUCCGGUGCCAUGGGCGACGUGAUGCCCGGUUUCGGGGCUGGCGGCCCGGUCCAGGCGGAGACCGAGGAGGACGGCGAGGACGAGGAGGAGGGCGAGGACGAGGACGACGGCGAGGAGACGGUGAUGACCGCCGCCUCCGCCGGAGACGCCGACGCCCUCUCCGAGCUCAUCGCCGCAGGCGCCGACGUCAACGCCUCCGACUCCGAGGGCAGGACCGCGCUCCACUUCGCGUGCGGCUACGGCGAGAUGAAGUGCGCCGAGAUGCUCAUCGACGCCAAGGCUAACGCCGACGCCGUCGACAAGAACAAGAACACGCCGCUUCACUACGCCGCGGGAUACGGCCGCGCGGACGUCGUCAAGCUUCUCGUGGACGCGGGCGCCUCCGUGACCCUCCGCAACCUCGACGGCAAGUCCCCGCUCGACGUCGCCAAGCUCAACGAUCAGGAGGACGUCGUGCAGGCGCUCGAGGCGGACGUCUUCCUCUAAACCGAGAAACUGCCGAGAAACCUCACUGCACAUACGAUUGAUGAAAAGACGUCGUCGAAAUAUUUUUAAUGCGAACGACAACCCUAUCUA